CUCCAUCCAUAUGGAAAAACCACUCCGUUGAUCUUUCUGUUUUUCUGCAUUCGUUUCGUGGCUCGAGCUCGGAAACUGAAGCAGGGACAUGGAAAUGAGAGAGCGCGAGAGAGAGAGAGAGAGAGAGAGAGAGAGAGAGCCUCGCUCGUUGCCUGAUCUAAUUAGAGGAAACGCCGCAUGCGAUCUCGGUUCUCUGAUUCUUUUGCGCGUUCCGAUUGUGACUUCGCUGAGUUCAUCUGUGUCGUCGCAGUGGCCGAGUUCUUGGGCUGCGUCCCCUUGCUGCAGAAGCUGUCGACUUCGUCUCUCCGGAAAAUCGCCGAUGCCGUGACGUUCCAGCACUUUGAUAAAGGAGCCUACGUUGUUCACGAAGGAGAUGUUGGGAAAGGAGUGUACUUUAUCUGGGAGGGCGAGGCUGAAGUCUCUGGACCGGUUGACUCAGAGGACCCUGAUUUCCACUUGAGUAAAUAUGAUUAUUUUGGCCACGGUACAGCAAUAUCGGUUCACGCUGCUAAUAUAAUUGCUUUGUCAAAGCUUACCUGCUUAGUGCUACCACAUGAGCACUGCCAUUUGCUACAGCCCAAGUCAAUAUGGAGUUCAGAUGAAACUAAUGAGACGUGCAGUCUUGUUGAGCGUAUAUUACACCUGGAACCCAUAGAAGUUAACAUAUUUCAAGGGAUCACUUUGCCGGAGGCACCGAGAUUUGGGAAAGUCUUUGGCGGGCAGUUGAUUGCACAGGCUGCAGCUGCAGCUUCGAAAACUGUUGACUGUCUUAAGGUUAUCCACAGUUUGCAUGUUUAUUUUCUUCUGGUUGGGGACCUUAUUAUGCCAAUUAUAUACCAAGUUCACCGACUACGCGAUGGUAAAAAUUUUGCAACCCGCAAAGUAGAUGCAAUCCAAACAGGGACAGUCAUCUUCACGUUGAUUGCUUCAUUUCAGGCAGAAGAAGAAGGAUUUGAACAUCAGGUCAUAAUGAUGCCAUCAGUUCCUGCUCCAGAGACGCUUCUGUCAAUUGAAGAUCUACGAGGAAGGCGUCUUAUUGAUCCUCGCCUACCCAGGGGUUACCGAAACAAAGUGGCUACGACAAAGUUUAUUCCAUGGCCUAUAGAGAUACGAUUUUGUGAGCCUAGCAACGCCACCAAUCAGACUGAAACCCCUCCGAGUUUGAGGUACUGGUUCAAAGCAAAAGGGAAGCUCUCAGAGGACCAGGCAUUGCAUAGGUGUGUGGUGGCAUUCGCUUCAGAUCUAAUAUUUUUGGGGACUAGCUUGAAUCCUCAUCGUAGAAAGGGUCUGAAGACAUAUUCUGUUAGUCUUGACCACGCGAUGUGGUUCCACCGAAAUUUAAGAGCUGAUGACUGGAUUUUAUUUGAGAUUUUAAGUCCUAUCGCCCACAAUGCCCGUGGCCUUGUGUCUGGUCGAAUGUUUAGUAGGAACGGGGAGCUACUCGUGACGCUCAUACAGGAGGGCUUAAUUAGGAAGGCUAAACCAUCGGGUUCUCUUCCUGCAUCGAAGCUCUGAUGUCGAAGCAAGGCAUUGCCUAAAUACCCCAAUUCCUCUUGUUUGGUUCUCUAGAGUUUCAAAUAUCGCUUUCUAUUCCAUAGUUGCCAUUCUUCGGAGUGUCGGCAGAAAUAGCUUUCUACAUGAUGCACGAGGACCAUGGGUUUGGCCUUCCUACAAACCGCAUCACGGGCGGCGAACCUUUUCUUGCAACGGAAGUUACUGUCGGUGGCCACCAAUCUCUGGGCAUCACUUGAGUUUUGCUUAGUUGUAAAUCUUGAAUAUGUUGGACCUUGAAUACGUCCGACUGAACUCAAAGGGUAUGCCCCAGCCCAUGUACUUGUGAUUUAACACUUUGCAUUUGGCCAGAAGCGAAUCUUAUGAGGGAAAGGGAAUAGACUUUAUAGGAUUUUUAAGUGUGAGUAAGCUCUCUGAGACACAUAUAACGGUAUACUUGCAACACUCAUAGCCUUAUGUUGGUCA
Rhodamnia argentea is the source of this 1977-nucleotide messenger RNA. RefSeq names its product acyl-CoA hydrolase 2. The transcript has 16 exons. Gene Ontology annotation, molecular function: fatty acyl-CoA hydrolase activity. Bases 178 to 1515 code for a protein of 445 amino acids. Lineage: Eukaryota; Viridiplantae; Streptophyta; Magnoliopsida; Myrtales; Myrtaceae. The record is from RefSeq and is a predicted model, not a curated record. Gene Ontology annotation, biological process: fatty acid catabolic process; acyl-CoA metabolic process.